UUUCCGCGUCCGCCCGGUUGUCCGCCGCUCGGCCGACGUUUCACCAAUCGAACGGGCAUACGCGCGCUUUUCCGCCGCCGCCGCCGUCGUCGUCGUCGUCGUCGCCGUCGCCGUCGUCGCUGCCGGGCCGCAGACAUGUAUGGAUAACAUCAUAAUACCUACACAAGGUAUAGCCCAGAAAACAUCACUAUGGCACCAACACUGCCAGAGUGGGCUUCCAUUGUUAAGAACAAAGUUCUACGAAUAUUUCAGGACUCAAAUCAACAACAAUAUGAUGAGUUCGAAUUCGCAAACAAAUCACAUUUAGAAAAGUCUUCCAUUCCCUACACUGAAGAUUAUUCGGGUAGUGGUGAAUUCGGUCUACAAAGUCCUACCGAGUCGUUGUCUUCGCCCGUUCGCCCACCACUCAGGCACAUCGAUAAAUACAUUAAACCAGAAAUACCGAAUCUUAGCAAGAGAUAUACAAUAGCUAUACUAACAUGCGUCGGUUUUAUGAUCUCAUUUGGGAUGCGGUGCAAUAUGUCAAUGGCCAAACUGAAAUUUCACAUAGGAUCCGAUGAUGAUGACGUCGCUAGUCAGAAUAUCACCACGACUACAGCGCACACGCCCUUGGGUAACACGCCUAUUCACGAAAGGCCGAUCAACUGGUCCCUUGGAUCGUUUGUCGCCAUCGAAAUGUCAUUCUUUUGCGGAUAUCUCAUCACUCAAGUGCCCGGUGGUUUUCUGGCGUCCAUGUAUCCGGCAAACAGAGUGUUCGGGAUCGCUAUUGCCAUGUCGUCCUGUCUGAAUUUGUUGGUGCCUUCGGCGACGGAGAUCGAAAAAUCUUUGUACGUAAUAAUCAUCAGGAUGUGUCAAGGAUUGGUUGAGGGUGUCACGUAUCCGGCUUGUCACGGAAUCUGGAGACACUGGGCACCGCCGUUGGAAAGAUCGCGUCUGGCCACCAUAGCCCUGUGCGGUUCGUACGCGGGCGUGGUGGUUGGCAUGCCGCUGUCUGGUACACUGAUCGACUGGUUCAGCUGGGAGGCACCGUUUUACGUAUACGGAGUUUUGGGGUUGAUAUGGUAUGUGUUCUGGCUGUGGUUAUGCUUCGAGAAACCGAGCCUCCAUCCCACCAUAUCGGCUAGAGAGUUAAACUACAUCGAAUCGUCGUUGGGCGCCGCCAAACAGUCUGCCGCUCCGACAAUCCUUAACACACCUUGGAAAGAAUUUUUCACCUCCAUGCCCGUGUACGCCAUUAUAGUUGCUAACUUUUGCCGGUCGUGGAACUUUUACCUCCUCGUACUGUUCCAGGCGUCAUACCUACACUCGUUCAAUUUCGAAGUGUCUGCAACUGGUUAUAUCGGCGCUCUACCCCAUCUGCUGAUGACCAUAGUGGUACCACUCGGAGGUCUGCUGGCUGAUCACAUAAGGAAAAACGGUAUCUUGUCCACGACUGCCGUUAGGAAGAUUUUCAACUGCGGUGGUUUCGGCAUGGAAGCCACGUUUUUCCUCGUGUUGGCCAACGCUCGCACACCACUUAUGGCCACAAUCGCUUUGACAUGUGGUGUGGCGUUCAGCGGGUUCGCCAUUUCCGGGUUCAACGUUAACCAUUUGGACAUUGCGCCAAGAUAUGCCAGUAUACUGAUGGGCAUAUCGAACGGAAUCGGAACGAUAGCCGGACUCCUGUGUCCGAUUGCAAUCAACAUCAUCAUCAGACACAAGACAAGGCAAAGCUGGAGUGAGGUUUUCAUACUGGCAGCCGUCAUUCACUACAUUGGAGUGAUAUUUUAUGGUAUAUUCGCCUCGGGAGAAUUGCAACCAUGGGCCGAACCCAAAGUGGAAGAAGAUCAACAAAUGGAUGAGGUGAACGUCGACAAGAAAAAUAAGCUAUCGUCGUACGGUUCAGUCGAACAGUCGUCGGGCAAAGGGUUCGUGAACGCUGGCCUGAACACCAAGAGCAGCGUUGGCGAUACCGAACCAGCGCCGCCAACCGACAACCCGACAAAUCCGUUCCUGGCCAAGCCCGCCGUUGCCACCGUCACCACCAAUCCGUUCGUCACGUCCGAAUGAUAACUUUGUAUCUAUUUUGAUGUAACGAAUAAUUCGAGUUCGGAUCGCACUGUCGUGGCGUCGAUUAUUAUCAUUACAUGGAUAUUAUAUAAUAAUAUAACAAUAUUAUAUAUAGGCCGGUACUUCGCGAGCAAUAAUAAUAUGCGUAGUCUCGAUUGUGUUUUCUCUUGUGUAGUUGUUUUUUAGGUAUUAAAAUAAUAAUUUUUAAGUAGACAAUAAUAUUAUUACAAUUGAUUUGUCUCAAUCAUUUGAUUUUGGUAAUAAUUAUUGCGUAGUAAUAAUCAUAGUAAUAAUAAUAAUAAUAGUAUUAUCGUACUCAUCUUCGCAUCUAUAUUAUAUUGAAUUAUAAUAUUAUAGUAUAAUAGAACCUAGAACACGAAUUUCGCGUUUAUCGAUAAAAUUUAGUGUAAAUUGAAUAAAUAUGCAUUUAUCGAUGUUUCCAUAUUUAUUAUUAUAAUAUACUGUCAAUUUCUUUUUAUACGGUAUCAAAUAAUAGAUACCGUCUUGUAACGGAUGUUAAAUAAGUAUAUUAUUAUACAUAUUAUAAUGUUUCAUAACGCUUUGUCGGCUCGAAAGCACUCGGCCACAAAAUGAUAAUAAUAAUAAGUAAUAUUUUAAUAUAUUUUAUUGUUUUAUGAAAGUAGUAGGUACUUUAAAUUGUAUCCGAAAGUAUGGUACUUACGUAUAAGCCGGUAUCCGGUUUCCCACUAUUUUCGAAAAGUAUUUAACUCAAAAAAUAAUUUAUAUUAACAGUACGUAAAUAAAAUGUAAUAAUAAUUAUGAACUAAAAAUGAAACAACGUUAUUUCAGUCGAACAAGCAAAAUAAAAAAUUAAUUUUGUUUUUGAAGGAAAAAUUGCAGUUCCAAUAAAAAUUUUAUUAGUAAAAAGGUGGGCUUACACACUAUUAUGUCGUCGGUAGUAUUAUGAUGAAUGUCGUUUAUUUGUUCACAAAAUUCUUGGUCUCCUAGUUAGGUGCGACUCUGACGUUUAAACGCUCUGAAAAUUUUACCGGUAGUGUAAUUAAUAAUCAUUUGACCACUAUAACUGGACGUCAACAGAAUAUUUUUUAACUUUAUGGUAAUACCUAUCCGGUUACAUGGUAUGAUAUUUAAAAAGUUAAUCACAACUUUCAGUCAAUUAAAACAUUAGGAUUUUAACACAUUGCGUUAAAUCAUGGACGACAUCAUGAUAGAGUGUAAAGUCGCUUAUUUAGACAUAUUGUAAUUUCUGUUAAUGGUACAUCGUGUAGUCCAUUUUAACGUCAGACACUCAUUAUUUAAAAAACUAUGUUAUUAAAAAAAAUUGUACAUAAUUUAUGAUCAUCAAAAAAUAAGAUUGCUUUUAAAAAAUAAAUGAAUAUUUUUAAAAAUUUUAUUAAACACGCAUCUUAUAAUAUUUUAUCAAAAACAAAAUAUCUUAUGUAAUAUUUGGAUACAUAAAAAUCGAAUUUUGAAAGUGUAAUUUAUGAGUUAUACGAAUUUAAAUUUUGGAUGAACGGAUUAGGUGUACCAGUGGGUACUUGUGUAGGUAUCCUUCGAAGUAUUAGUCUACUACGUAACUUUAAAUACAAAUAAUUAAUAAACUAGUGGCCAGAAAUUUGGUUAUUAUACAUCGAAAUAUUCUGCUUAGGAAUAUGUAUAUUAAAAAUGUAUAUUAUCAUUCAAAAGUGUAUACACUUAAGAAUUAUAAUUUUUCAAAAAAUAUUGUUUUUGUAACAACUCAUCGAUUAUGUAUAAAAAAUAUUUUCAAAAAUGUGCUCUCUGAAAUAAUGAGUAUCUUACGUUAAAUCGAUCAUUAUAUUGUAUCGAGUAUUGAAAUCUGUGGGAAUCCGGUUAAGAUGUAUACCGUUAUUAUAAUAUUAGUCCUCCGAGAGAAUAAAAUCAGUAUUCAUGAACCACACAUUUAUAAAUCUAUGAUGUUAACACGUCUAUGAGCUUCGAGAUAUCUUGCUGGUGGGAUCGCUAAGGCAUCUACCGGUGGAUACAUCGAUUGAUAGCGGUAUUCUCUCCGUUGGCAGAAUAAUAAUUUUUAAUAUAAUUUUAUUAAUGUUAUAAUAUAACUAUAUAAUAAUAUUAAGCAUCAUUAUAAUCCGCGGACAAUAUGUAAGUAUCAUAAAUUCAUAAAUUACGAUGACGACGUUCGCAUAAUAUUGUAUACUGUCAAUUUCUAUUUAUACCAUGUAAUAAUAGACACUGUUCCAUAAAUAAUAUUAAACAAUAAUUUUACGUGUUAAUGUCUUAUUAUAAGCUUCGUCGGCUCAAAUACGCUCGACCGCGUUUAAUAUAUAAUAAUAUUAUAGGUAGGUACUAGGUGUUUGGUUCUAUUAUAGGCGUAGGUUAAGUUAGACUUACUCGAACGGUUGUUAUAAUUCACGUUUUUCUUCUAAUACAAAAUAUUGUAUUAAUAAUGUUUAUCGUUUAUUCUCGGUCAGAAUCGAACGCGUGUUGAAAUGUGAUCAGCAAUAACGAUGUCGGUGCAUACGCAUAUGCGUUAGGUGGGUGAUAUAUCGAAAGGUCAUCUGAAAUUUAUUAGUUGAGAUUUUCGUCCUCCCACACAACGCGAUAAUUGUCCGAAUCAAUGUUUAACUGACACUCAUCGUGUGAUUCGUAAUUAGUAGUUACAUAAUAUUAUUAUAAAACUAUGCAUAAGUAAAACGGUUGUAUAGAUUAUAACGUCCCUCGUCUAGACGUGAGAACCGAUCAAUGGUUAGUGUGGCAUUAGAAUAAGUGUUAAUAUGUUUUUUUAGCGUGUAAAUUAAUAGACUACUUAAAUAUAAAACAUUUUAAUUUAUAAUAUGUAUAGGUACUAUAAUAUAGUUGUACUAUUAAUAUGUCCAUUGCAUAUUUCGUAUGCGAUGAAAGCCUUUUCGAAAUUCGUCCUACUGUGAUACAAUAUAUUAACAUAUUGUUAUACUAUGCAUGGCGCACGCGAGUCAUACCUAUAAUGGGGGCGAGUGCACAAUAUAUUUUUAUUCCGAUAGAACCGAAAUGUCGGACUUACGACGAUAAUAUGACAUAUACGACGGAUAACAGAAUAACAAUAUAAUGUUCUAUUGCUCCCCUCCCCCCCAAAUCGACUAGACAACCCAACAUAUUUAGAUGAUGUUAAAUGUCUCAACAAUUUCUUUUUAUUUCGAGUAUUAAACGUUUUUUAUUCACCCGUAUAAUUCCUUCUAGUGCUGUUAUAGUUUUAUUUAAAAUCAAGUAAAUUAUAAGAUAUUUUUAAAAAGUUUUUUUGUAAAAUGUCAAUUAAAAUGUUGUACUAUGAAGUACAAUUCUGUUGAUUUUUUUGCCGAAUAUUAAUUAUUGUAUUAUUUUGUAAACAAAGCCACUAAUAUAUUUGAACAUAAUUUCCUCAAUCGAGUGUUUUGAAAAAAAAGUAGUUUAGGUCCGUCAUACACAACAUAAAUAUACUGAAUCAAUAUUUCUCUAGAUUUUACGUUUUUUAUCGGGGAAAACUAAUUAGGAAAACGUUCGUUCACACGGAAAAAUACUACUAGACACUAGUACAUAUUAUUAUUGUUCAUCGUCAUAUAAAAUUUAAACUCUUUGAAUACUAUAAGAAUAGUUUCCGUAAGAAUUAAAAACUAAUACUUACGAUGUUCUCGAAGCUCGACCUUAAGUAAAACAAACAAUUCUAAGAUUUUUAUAACAGUUCAGUUAUGCACAGCGAAUGUAAAAAAUAUACCCGUGUUUGAUUGAUUCGCCCCUUUAAAUGUAUAUUUUACCGUAAAUAUGUGUAGUAACUGAUAAAUACUUUUCACGCCCAUGGGCCAUGGACAUAGAAUAAUAAUAUUAUAGAAAUAGGUAGUAUAAUGAACCGUCAAACAUUUCAAAUGUCUCUUUUAGCUUUUAAACACCUAAAAUUAAAACAGAUAAUCUUCAUUCAUAUUAUAUUGUAUGCGCAUAAUCAAUUAUGAAUAGUUAUAAAUACAGUUUAGGAAUAAAUAAGUUGACGUACCUACUAGUAAAAUAAUUUAAACGCAGAUGUCACUCGAUUUAAUCAACUUUUUAACGUACAUUUAUUAAUCUUGAAUAAAUUCACCUCUAUUGUUUUAGUUUUACGAAAAAGUCUAAAAAUCAUACCAAUAUUAUGCUUAU
Messenger RNA from Rhopalosiphum maidis (corn leaf aphid), 6150 nucleotides. Its product is annotated as vesicular glutamate transporter 1-like. The transcript has 14 exons. Gene Ontology annotation, molecular function: L-glutamate transmembrane transporter activity; neurotransmitter transmembrane transporter activity. Gene Ontology annotation, biological process: neurotransmitter loading into synaptic vesicle; regulation of synapse structure or activity; synaptic transmission, glutamatergic. NCBI's taxonomy places the organism in Eukaryota, Metazoa, Arthropoda, Insecta, Hemiptera, Aphididae. The record is from RefSeq and is a predicted model, not a curated record. Gene Ontology annotation, cellular component: synaptic vesicle membrane; excitatory synapse. The coding region runs from base 190 to 2049 and encodes 619 amino acids.